ACCGCAAAUCGAAGUCACUUUUAGUUUCUCCGCGCCCCAUAAAGAGUUGUCGCUUGAACUCUAAGAUUUUGAAUUAUUUCGACUAUUUUGUUUAAUUUGUCGAAGAAAUUAACUUAAAGAUGAGAGAAUGCAUAUCAAUUCAUGUUGGUCAAGCUGGUGUCCAGAUGGGCAAUGCUUGUUGGGAGUUGUAUUGCUUAGAGCACGGCAUCCAACCCGAUGGUCAGAUGCCAAGUGACAAGACAAUUGGAGGGGGUGACGAUUCGUUCAACACUUUCUUCAGUGAGACAGGAGCAGGAAAGCAUGUUCCAAGAGCAGUUUUCGUCGACCUGGAACCGACGGUUGUUGACGAAAUACGUACCGGCACGUAUAGACAACUGUUUCAUCCCGAACAGCUAAUCACCGGCAAAGAAGAUGCUGCAAAUAACUACGCUCGUGGCCACUACACUGUCGGAAAGGAACAUGUUGAUACUGUGCUUGAUCGCAUUCGAAAGCUUUCAGAUCAAUGCAGUGGCUUGCAGGGAUUUUUGAUCUUUCAUUCGUUUGGUGGUGGCACCGGCUCCGGUUUCACUUCUUUGCUAAUGGAAAGACUUUCAGUGGAUUAUGGGAAGAAAUCCAAACUGGAAUUCGCAAUAUACCCAGCACCUCAGAUAUCUACCGCUGUUGUGGAGCCGUACAACUCGGUUCUAACAACGCAUACAACCCUGGAACAUUCAGACUGCGCAUUUAUGGUGGACAAUGAAGCAACUUACGAUAUUUGCCGAAGAAACUUAGAUGUGGAAAGACCUACUUACACAAACCUUAAUCGUAUGAUUGGUCAGAUCGUUUCAUCCAUCACAGCUUCGUUACGUUUUGAUGGCGCUUUGAACGUGGAUUUAACGGAGUUUCAAACCAACCUGGUGCCAUAUCCACGUAUUCACUUCCCAUUGGUCACGUAUGCUCCAAUCAUCUCUGCUGAGAAAGCUUACCACGAGCAAUUAUCAGUAGCUGAGAUCACCAACGCGUGCUUUGAACCAGCCAAUCAGAUGGUGAAAUGCGACCCACGUCAUGGGAAGUACAUGGCAUGCUGCAUGUUGUACCGCGGUGAUGUUGUCCCGAAGGAUGUGAACGCUGCUAUUGCUGCGAUCAAAACUAAACGAACCAUCCAGUUCGUCGAUUGGUGUCCAACUGGUUUCAAAGUUGGUAUCAACUACCAACCACCCACCGUUGUACCAGGUGGUGAUUUGGCAAAAGUUCAACGAGCGGUUUGCAUGUUGAGCAAUACAACAGCUAUUGCCGAAGCUUGGGCUCGUCUUGACCACAAAUUCGACUUGAUGUACGCCAAGCGUGCAUUCGUUCACUGGUAUGUCGGCGAAGGAAUGGAAGAAGGAGAAUUCUCCGAAGCUCGCGAAGAUCUCGCUGCUCUCGAGAAAGAUUAUGAAGAAGUUGGUAUUGAUUCCGCCGAGGACCAGGAAGAAGAGGAAGAAUAUUAAGGAAACUUGAAAUCUUGGGAUAAACUUGUGAUUUUAUGUGAAUUUCAGUUUACCGGUCACGUAAAGUGUGUUAUUAGUACGCUUAAAGUUGCCUUAAAAAUAUAAAAGCGGGUUUCACUUAUAAA
Messenger RNA from Ciona intestinalis (vase tunicate), 1594 nucleotides. The record is from RefSeq and is a predicted model, not a curated record. Lineage: Eukaryota; Metazoa; Chordata; Ascidiacea; Phlebobranchia; Cionidae.